Molecule: messenger RNA, 1044 nt
Organism: Toxorhynchites rutilus septentrionalis
Lineage: Eukaryota; Metazoa; Arthropoda; Insecta; Diptera; Culicidae
Exons: 4
Coding region: 194-937 (247 amino acids)
Source: RefSeq, a predicted model, not a curated record
CGCUGGAAGAUCAGUUUGUUUUAAAUAAUUAGUCGGUUAGGUUGAACUUCGUGGAGUCGGUGUCGAGCCUUCCGAGUGUGCGUUCGGUUAGACGGAGACGGUAUCCUUUUUGUGUAAGGUUAGCUCCAGUGCUGGAAACUGGUUUUCCGUUUGAACUUGGCCGUGUGGCGGUUGAAAAUUAGCAGGCAUCAAUAUGCAGCGGUUGCACCUUGCCGGAUUGUUGGCGAUCUUGAAUCUGGGAAUUAGUUACGCCUAUUUGGAACCGGUUCUCUCGGUGUGCAAACGUAACGAUCCCGAGCUGGACAAAUGCAUUGCCGACGUUGUGGAGCGAAUAAGACCAAACCUUGCCUCAGGAAAAUACGGUUCGGCCAAUGAACAUCCCAAGAUAGAACCGAUCAUCUUCGAAAAGAUGCGCAUCGAUCGCGGGCCGUCAUUUUCGGCCAAUUUUUCCAACCUCGCGAUUCGGGGAGCUAGCAAGUUUGUAUUGAAGAAACUCAGGACUAACGCAGCAGAAAAUAGUUUGACAGCCAACGUGAUUUUGCCAACACUUGAUGUACUCGGGAAGUAUGUGUUGAAUAUGAAUAUUCUUGUUUUGCGCAUUGCAGGUCAAGGCGAUGUUAAGGCAACACUCAAUAACACCAAGGCCAUUUUGCGGCUGGAGUACUUUAAGGAGAAAAUCAACGAUAAGGAUACGUUCCGCUUCCGACCGGUCGAUGUAAAGAUCAAAUUCGACAAGGCUCAGUUUUAUCUCUCCAACUUGUUCAAUGGUGAUCCCACUUUGGAGCGGGUAGGAAACGAUGCCAUCAAUGCAAAUCCGCAUGUUCUUCUCGACGAGGUGAAGCAAUCUUUCGAGGAGAACCUCUCCGAUAGCUUUACCAAGCUGGGCAAUAGUUUGCUGAGAGACAUCGAUGCGAAGGAGUUCUUCCCGGAAGACUAAAGUCGGUUCGGUCGCUGCUUCAGGACUGAACAGUUUAUAUGGUUGUGUAUACUAGGUAUAUGUUUUUACAGCAAUUCAGCAAUAAAACGAUUUAUGUAAAUAAUGAA